UAGACUAAGCUAGGGUCCAGCCAGUUCGAUCGAUCACCGGAGUACGUUGCAUGCAAUGUCGGUCGACGAACGCCACGCAGCCCACGGCGGCGACAGGACCUCCGUGUUGGAGAUACCGGUGGUCGACGGCGUCACGGCUGAGCACAAGGAGUGGCUCAAGGAGAUGCGCGGGUGGCUGAUCGUCCUGGCCACCCUGGCGGCGUCGGUGACCUACCAGGCGGGUCUGAACCCUCCCGGCAGGUUCUGGCAGGACGACAAGAAGCACACCGCCGGCAACCCCGUGCUGCACGACCGGGUGGUCAAGAGGUACCUGACCUUCUACUACUUCAACGCGACGGCGUUCGCCACGUCGCUGGUGAUCAUCAUCCUUCUCCUCAACGAGCGGUUCUACAAGUCGGAGGCCAAGGUCGCGGCGCUCACCCUCACCACCAUGGUCGACCUCAUGAGCCUCGUGGGCGCCUACAUCGCCGGGUCCACCCGCGACAUGCCUUCCUCUAUCUACAUCAUCGUCCUCACCUGCUUCCUCUUCGUCUGCGUCAUCUACAUCUCCAGGGUGCUGCCGAACCUGUGCUUCAUUGUGCUGUUCAUGGCGCCGCUGCUGUUCAAGGUGGCCAAGAAGGGGUGGCUGCCGGUGACGGAGCGCAUGAAGACCAGGGUGGAGAGGGCCAAGAAGCGGGAAGAGGAAGAGGAUAAAGCAGAAGAAAACACGGCCAAGAGGAGGAGGAACCGGUGCCGGUGCUGCGCGUGCGGCAGGGCCUUCAAGUACGACGAAGAUGAAGUGAUGAACAUGAUUACCAGCCAUCAGUUUAAUCGAGUCUUAACAGACACAUCCAAUCCAAUCAGCCGUUCCUUACUUCUUGUCACAUUGUCUGCUACUAAUUGCUUCUCCUCCCGCUCUGCUCUCCUGGUCAAACUUGAGCAUUGUAAUUAG
Molecule: messenger RNA, 931 nt
Organism: Triticum dicoccoides
Lineage: Eukaryota; Viridiplantae; Streptophyta; Magnoliopsida; Poales; Poaceae
Exons: 1
Coding region: 56-931 (291 amino acids)
Cellular component (GO): membrane
Source: RefSeq, a predicted model, not a curated record